GACCAAUAGAAUAGUAGAGUGUAGUGACGCUGCUUCCUGGUUGGUAUCUUUGCGGGAAGUUCGUUCCUCCGGUGGUUUAACAACCUUCGGUCUACCGUAAACAUCAACUGACGAUGAAUCCUAAAGCUGGUGGGAAGCGCAGAGCUCCAGCUAAGAGGAAGCUGGCGGAGGAGUUUCCACCUGGAGAAGUCCUCACAGCUACAGGGAAGAAGUCCUGGAAGCUGGGGGCUCCGAUCGGACAGGGGGGCUUUGGAAUCAUAUAUUUAGCUGAGGAGAAUUCUGCUGAAGCUGUGGGAGCUGAUGCUCGUUAUGUCAUCAAAGUGGAGCCCAGUGACAACGGGCCGCUGUUCUCUGAGCUCCACUUCUACAUGAGAGCUGCCAAGCCUGAAUCCAUUGAGAGAUGGAUGAAGUCUCAUCAGCUGAAACAUCUGGGAGUUCCCAGGUACUGGGGCUCAGGUCUGCAUGAGAGAGGAGGGAAGAAGUACAGGUUCAUGGUUAUCGACCGGCUUGGCACAGACCUGCAGAAGAAGUUUGAGGCAUGCGGACGGAGAUUUCCCAGAAAACUGGUUCUACAGCUUGGUCUUCGACUGCUAGAUACUCUGGAGUACAUCCACGACCACGAGUACGUGCACGCCGACAUUAAGCCGUCCAACCUCAUGUUGAGCCACAGCGAUCCCAACCAGGUUUACCUGGUAGAUUAUGGGCUGGCAUACAGGUACGCUCCAGACGGUACGGUCAAGGAGUACAAGGAAGACCCCAAGAGAUGUCAUGAUGGCACCAUAGAGUUCACCAGCAUCGAUGCCCACAAAGGAGCAUCUCCCAGCAGACGCAGUGAUCUGGAGAUCUUGUGCUACUGCAUGGUUCAGUGGCUCUGUGGACGGCUGCCCUGGGAGGACAAACUUCAGGACCCCCUGUAUGUGAGAGACUCCAAAAUCAGGUGUCAAGAAAACAUCUCCGAGUUUCUGACCCAGUGUUUUUCCUCUCAGGAGAAGCCAGAUGAGAUCCAGAGGUUCAUGGAAGAGGUUAACUCUCUGGGAUACUGUGACAAACCACCGUACGAAAAGCUACGCUCCAUCCUGCAGGACGGACUGACUUCCUUUCAGGCUAAAGAUGACGGCAAACUGGACUUCACUCCUGUCAGUGGAGCGCUGAAAGCUCCAGCCCAGAAGACAACCAAGAGACGGAAAGCAGCAAACGAUGCAGAUGAGAGUGAAACUGAUGGAAGCCCCAUCAAGAAAAUGAAAGUCCCAAAGAAACAAGAAGUUAAUGGAGUGAAGAAAAGUCCCAAGAAAAGUCCCAAGAAAAGUGUCAAGAAGGCUCCUAGACCCAGGAAGGCCCCCCAAGCUGCCAAACAGAGCGAGUCCAAAGGCAGCCUGGUGGAGAUGGGAACCCAGACAUCACCUGGAUUAGUCCGGAAAUCCAGAAGCAGAACCAGAUAAACAAGCAGAUGAACAUCCAGCUCCAAACACUCCUCCACCCUCCUGGUUCCUUUAAGGUGUUUAUGUUCUACCUGAUCUUCUCUGCUGAUCGAUGCUCAUACUUGAUGGUCUUUUAUGUGAUUAAAACCACGUUUGUUGUAAUAAAGAGGAAAUUAAAUUUA
Acanthochromis polyacanthus (spiny chromis) is the source of this 1600-nucleotide messenger RNA. It is a transcript of the gene vrk1, whose product is annotated as VRK serine/threonine kinase 1. Gene Ontology annotation, biological process: signal transduction; peptidyl-serine phosphorylation. Gene Ontology annotation, cellular component: nucleus; cytoplasm. NCBI's taxonomy places the organism in Eukaryota, Metazoa, Chordata, Actinopteri, Pomacentridae. Gene Ontology annotation, molecular function: protein serine/threonine kinase activity; ATP binding. The transcript is spliced from 13 exons. The record is from RefSeq and is a predicted model, not a curated record. The coding region runs from base 114 to 1439 and encodes 441 amino acids.